GUAGUAAAAGAGGAGGCUUUCAAAAAAGUGCCUGAUUUUCAUCUCAAAUAAAGGGCGAGGGACUGAAUGAAAGAAAUCCUUGCUCUUACAAAAAAAGCCAUUUUUAUCACCAGUCUCCAAUUGUGAUCCUGUGCGUGGAUGUGAAAGUUGUAUCUGCCUUACUACAGGGAAGUGAUACCUGGGACAGCAGUGAUGAGAGAAGAGCUGAAUCAUCUUCGUUUGUAAAGGAAUCAGAGGUUGGUUUCCUGGAAGCUCUCGGAGCACUAAGGUUUGCCUAAGUGGAACAUUUGUACAAUUAAAGGAAAAUUUACCACUGGUGUGCAAUCAUGAUGCAAAUAUCAGACACCUACAACCAGAAGCAUUCCCUGUUCAAUGCCAUGAACAGAUUCAUUGGAGCUGUGAAUAAUAUGGACCAGACUGUGAUGGUCCCCAGCUUGCUGAGGGAUGUGCCUCUCAAUAUGGAAGUGAAAGAUGAGGUUCACAACACAAAUGGGGCCACAAAUUAUUUCUCGCGGACAGACAUGCACGGCUAUUAUAUCCUGCUCAAGUCCAUUAGGAAUGAUAUAGAGUGGGGGGUCGUACAGGGAGAGGACAGGAAAAAGGACAAACUCUCCAACAUGGAAAUCAGCAGGCUGGAGGAUGGAGACGGGGAGGAGGACCUGGAAAAGCAGUUCCACUAUCACCUGAGUGGACUCCACACAGUCCUUAACAAACUCACCAGAAAAGCCCAUGUUCUUACUAACAGAUAUAAAGAAGAAAUUGGCUUUGGCAGUUGGGGACAUUGAUGAUUGUGGCCUUUUGUUUUUGUACCUGUUUUAUUAAUAUUAUUUUAUUGUAUUUUCUGGGGUAUAUGGAAUAGUUUUCUUUUUCAUUUUUGUAUGCCAUUUUGUGCUGCAGACCAUUGCAUAAAGGGCUCAGGGGGAUUUGCCUAGACUGGAAGAAUAGGUUUUAUGACAUAGAGCACUACUGUACUGUCUCAAUUCACUGUUAUAAUUAAUUUAACAGGCAGUUGGCAGCUACUGAAAGUAAGCAAUUUGCAAUGAGAAGACUAAUUGUUUGAAAGAGGAAAGGUCUGACAUUUUGCAUAGCAGUUUAUAUUCACUUUGCAAAAGCAUAGAGUAUCAUAAAAUAUUAGAACAUGAUCUCCUGUAACAUAAGGCUAUGAUUAUCCUGUGUAACCAGAUGACACCCUUUCUAGCACCGUUGCUGCUAAACCACAAGAAUGAAAAAUAGCCUGAACAGCAGUGCAAAGUAUAACUUCUUUAUUAAUCCUGUUUUAUGCAAACUGCAUGCAAACUGCAUUUGCUGAUGUGCUUGAUGUACAAAUCUGGCAGCCUUUUAUAAUGAGUAUAGUUAAGGAUAACAUAUUAGUCUUUUGCCAAAGUUAAAUACAGAAAAGGUAACUAUGGUAUAAAUAUGUAUAGGAUGAUGCUAAGAUAUUUUUUUUCUGCCACUAGAAGAGACGGCGAAUGCUGCAUGGGUGUAUAGUAAAGACGGGGUGUGGUAAUCAUGGCAAUUCUAGUGCAGAUUGCAUCACUCUGUUCCUGGUUUGCACUACUUUUUUUUUUAAAUAAAAGACUGUGUACAUAUGUGCUGCAUAUUUUGCACUAUCAUAGGAAAUUUUUAUAUUUUUGCUUUGCCUGAGACCAUGAUUAGCAGGUGCAAUACUGUUAUAGUUUCCUUAUUAAAUGCACUGGAUACACGUUCCUUUGUGUGAUCCAGGGCAGACAUCUUUUAUUGUCUUACAUGGUCUGUGAUGAUUUAGCAAAAUCCGAAUCCAAGGACGCAGCUGAGGCUAAUAUUAAGCCAAUGACCACGAAUUUCAUCAUGCUGGAACUAAAUGAUACAUCUGUUCCAAUAAGGUGUUGAAAGGGUUCCUUAUGUUACGUAAAAUAAAAAAAUGUAUGUAUGAUAUUUUAAUAAACUAAACAAAUGUGCAAUAACUAAAAA
Messenger RNA from Xenopus laevis (African clawed frog), 1950 nucleotides. It is a transcript of the gene mid1ip1.S, whose product is annotated as MID1 interacting protein 1 S homeolog. Gene Ontology annotation, biological process: regulation of lipid biosynthetic process. The transcript has a single exon. The record is from RefSeq and is marked provisional. Gene Ontology annotation, cellular component: cytoplasm; cytosol; nucleus. The coding region runs from base 327 to 785 and encodes 152 amino acids. Lineage: Eukaryota; Metazoa; Chordata; Amphibia; Anura; Pipidae.